AUGGAACCGGGGCCAAGCCAUCGACCGGAUCGUGAUGAGACUCCAUCUCCAAUACAACAAUGGCCGACCCCUCAACGUCUCUACAGCCCAAUUUCGGAUGAUGAAGAUGAACAAAUGGAAGAAGAUCCAGAUUUUACUCCGGAACGAAGCUUCCGACGAUCCACUCCAAUUCGGAUCAGAGGGGAACUUCUCUAUCCCACUAUCGAGAUCCCACACGCACAGGUGAUCGCCGACCUCCAAUGGUUAAUUUUCGAAUGUGACAAACGCUGUAUGAUUGAUGAAGUUGCCUGGGCCACCGACGUUCUUAACCAUUGCUCCGAUCAAAUGAUGGAAGCUUAUGAAGCUUCGGACGAGGUUUCCACCGUCGUUCCCCAGCAUCCCUAUGAAGCAUACCCGCAUAAUCGUAAUCUGAUGCUUGGCCGUGCCUUAAUGCAUCAGCGAAAAAUUCAUCGAGCUAACUCAUUCUUUGAGAAAGUCAAAGACACCGGCGAAGUACCGCGUUUCUUAUAUUACUACAGCAAAUUUAUGACGAUCGCUAAAAGCGCACUUCAAACCGAGCUAAUUAUGUUCCAAAAGAGCGUGGUUCACCCGAUUCUGGAAGGCGAGCCAGCACGACCGGAAAUUGCGGAAUAUACUGAGCUGCACACUCGGCUUUUGAAGGAACGAUCCUUAGAGAAGAUUGGGUUCAAGAAGGGGAAAGAGCCGCCUUUCGAUAUUUUCUUGGAAUAUUUGACAGCGAAGGUUGAGUUGGAACUCGAUUGCCAUGAAGUUGCCUGGGAUCGAUUGAUCAAGAUUAUCGAGCAGGAACCGAGGUUUUGGCCAGCUUACGAUACGCUAGUUCAUCGUUGCAAACAAGACGAUAAGUUGAAGGAUGUUUUUAGAAGGUAUAUUCAACGAGAGGAUAGGCAUUGGCUAGAGUACUUCUUUGAAGUCUUUGCCCUUGCGAAAAUGAAUGACCAUCAUCAGGUCCUGGAAGCAGCACAAAGGCUUAUGAACAGUGGACUUGCCAAUCAACCAUUUUUAAUGCAACAGAUAGCCAUUUCAUUCCACGAGACAUAUGCAAACUAUGAUGCCUGCGAAAUGUUUGAAAAUAUCCGGCGAGCAGAUCCGUAUCGUCUAUCGGGGAUGGAGAUCUACGCAAACGCUCUUUACGUUCUGGGACAAGUGGCAAAAAUUCGCGAGCUUCUAGUCAAAUUCGAGGGUCAACGCUUUACCUGGCAAGUCGCAAUGAUAACAGCGAAUUAUUACUCCCUACGCUCGGAUCAUAUCAAAGCAAUUCAAUAUUUUGAGAAGUCAUUGAGGUUGAAUCCGUCGAAUUCUAGAACCUGGACUCUUCUUGGGCACGAAUAUAUGGAAAUCAAAAAUCACCCAGCUUCUGCGCUUUGCUAUCGUAGAGCCGGACUUUUGAAUCCGCAAGACCCCGCCCCGCAAUAUGGCUUGGGGACAAUGUAUGAUGUGAUCAAAAUGCAAUCAUAUGGUCAUCGAUUCUUCGUCAAUGCAUUCCGGUUACGACCGUACGACUCUCGUAUGAUCAUUGAAGCAAAGCAAUACUUCAAAAAAGCCUUCUUCAAUGGAGACCCUGACGGGCUGGCCCUAUUCUUCCUCGGGAAGGUUUGCGAGAAGCAGAAGCAGAGGGAAGAAGCCGCACGUGCAUAUGAGAAAUAUUUGAAGGUUUAUGAAGGGGUUGCCGACAAAAAGUGCCUUCAGCAUGUUUUGCUGUUUUUGGCAAAUUUCUGUUUGGAGCGGAAGAAAUGGGAUGCAGCUUGCUUUUAUGGGACGAUGUGCUCGGAUUAUGAGGAGAUUCGUGAGGAGGGAGCAAAACUUAUCGAGAAAGUACAAAGGGCCAAGCAGCGGGAAUCAACCAUGUGGUUGGCAAAACCGCAAACCGAAGGAAAUGAUGCGCUACUUGAUAGCUCGCCCGACCCAUCGCCA
This is a messenger RNA of Mesorhabditis spiculigera, 1932 nucleotides long. NCBI's taxonomy places the organism in Eukaryota, Metazoa, Nematoda, Chromadorea, Rhabditida, Rhabditidae. The record is from the annotation of a GenBank genome assembly.